UGGCAAACAGGUAUCCAGCUGGUGUUCCAGACAAUAAAGCUCACUGGAUGGGGGGAUGGCUUAUAAAGAGCGGCUUUUAAAGACUCUUAAUGAGUUAGAACAAAAAGAAUUUGAGAGUUUUAGGUGGUUCUUGCAUUCGGGCUGCUUAGAAGGCCUUCCAAAUAUCCCAAAGAGCAAUCUAGAGGAUGCAAACAGGAUGCAAACAGUCGAUAUGAUAGUACAGACCUACAGCCAGCAGUCUGUCGAGGUGGCAAAGGAAAUCUUAAAGAAGAUCAGAAGAAAAGAUUUGGUGGAGAAACUGACAAACCUCUGCACAGCAGUGCAAGAAAGAGAUUCGACUCAGCUUGACAAGAGGCAAGACUCUGCCAUGCUGAGGACAUCCCAGGUCAAACAGAAUAAAGCAAAUACAAACCCCUCAUCCAAAUACAAAGACAUCACGUCCAACAGUGAUCUGAUCCAUUCAGGACCUCCUGCUGUCUACCAGCUGAAACCAAAGAAAGAGAAGUUUGGAACUCUGACCAGAAUGACUGUCGGUGAAAAAAAUCUAAACAAGACAAAUAAAACCAUCUUACUUGUGGGAGAAACAGGAGCUGGAAAAUCUACUCUGAUCAACGCUCUGUUCAACUACAGCAUAGGAGUGAGGUGGGAGGAUGAAGUCUGGUUUCAGAUCGUAAAGGAGGAGAAAAAACAGCAAGCAGAAAGUCAGACAUUAGAUGUGAUCGUGUACGAGAUCUUUGGUUUUGAAGAUAAAACUCUUCCCUACUCUCUGACCAUCAUCGAUACUCCUGGAUAUGGAAACACCAAAACGAUCGAACAUGAUGGCAUCAUUAGUCAAAGGUCACUGGAGAUGUUUCAAUCAGAGGAUGGAGUCCAUGAAGUUCAUGCAGUGGGUCUGGUAAUGAAGGCAACAGAUAAUCGACUGAGUGACCGACUGAUGUAUGUUUUAAAUUCAGCAAUGUCUCUGUUUGGAAAAGACCUGGAGAAAAACAUUGUAGCUCUCAUCACACACUCAGAUGGAAAAAGACCUAGAAAUGCUCUUGAAGCUCUUGAAACUGGAAAGACAAAAUGUGCCAAAAAUGAGGAGAAUCAGGUUGUUCACUUUCUGUUUAAUAACUGCCAGUAUGAAAACCAAACAGAGGUAGGAGACCUGAAAGUGGUCAAUGAAAUAUCAGAAAGAGGAAUGCUGAAGUUCACUGCCUUUUUGAAAGAGUCCAAACCUCAAAGACUGGAGAAAACUGUGCAUGUUUUGAAUGAACGCAUUAGACUGACAGCCUGCAUCCAAAACCUGCAAGAGAAAAUCAAAUUGACUGAACUGAAAGAAACAGAAAUCAGACAGAUUCAAGAAGCUCUGAAAAAAAAUGAAAAAAAAUUAAGAAGAAUAAAAACUUCACUGUAGAAGUUGAUGAGGUCUACAAAGACAAAGAACCGAUUGAUGGAGGAAUGUGGUUGAUUUUUUAUGUAGGAGCUGUCUGCUGUACAGUCUGUGAGGAGACCUGUCACUAUCCUGCAUGCACAAAGGCCUGGUAUCCUAAAUACUGUCAGAUUAUUAAACACGGCCGCUGCACUGUUUGUCGUGAGAAGUGUCCUGCCUCAGAUCAUGUGAAAGGAAAUUGGAGAUAUGUGACCAAGACAAGGAAAGUUCAGAAGACCAACGAAGAAAUGAAAGAAAAGUACGAGAAGAAUAAAUCAGAAAGUGAGAAAAAGUUAAGCCUUUUGGAAAAUGUUGAAAAUGAGAUGAAACAACUGACAGCAGAGAAGUCACAGUUACUGGAUGAGUCCUACCAACAUGUUGUCAGACUGGAGCAGAUCGCUCUGAAAGCUGAUUCAGCAUCCACUGUUGUCCACUUGGACUUCCUAAUUGAGAAGAUGAAGGAGAGAGGAGACACAGAGAAGGUCCAGAAACUGGAGGAGAUGAGAAGCAGAGUGGAUGA
Messenger RNA from Oreochromis aureus, 1931 nucleotides. RefSeq lists its product as uncharacterized. The transcript has 4 exons. Bases 56 to 1396 code for a protein of 446 amino acids. The record is from RefSeq and is a predicted model, not a curated record. Gene Ontology annotation, biological process: regulation of apoptotic process. NCBI's taxonomy places the organism in Eukaryota, Metazoa, Chordata, Actinopteri, Cichliformes, Cichlidae. Gene Ontology annotation, molecular function: protein binding; GTP binding.